Suillus subalutaceus is the source of this 819-nucleotide messenger RNA. RefSeq lists its product as uncharacterized. The record is from RefSeq and is a predicted model, not a curated record. The transcript has 2 exons. Bases 1 to 819 code for a protein of 272 amino acids. Lineage: Eukaryota; Fungi; Basidiomycota; Agaricomycetes; Boletales; Suillaceae.
AUGGGAGCAGCAGAGCCACGCGACCAUUUACUGCCUGCCCCCUCGCCUGCCCCCUCGCCUGCCCCAUCGUCUGCCCCUUCAUCUCCAUCGCCUCAAUAUCAACAACGUCCACAGUCACUGAUUCCAUCUUUGCACAACCAGCGAAGCCCUGCCCCCGAAACCACACCAUAUAAUUAUGGUCAUGGCAGAGCUCUUCCACCGCCUUCAUACGGCAACAUCUUGACGUGCCGCAAGAUUGACUACCAAUGCAUGAACCAAGGCCCAGGUGGCAGCAACACCGCCAGUUACAGCCACACCCAGUACACUCCUCGCAACGACAUGUAUCCGCACCUUGCACCCCACCAUGCUAACGUUCCACACGCAGAAGCUUAUGAUAGUACUCGUGUGCCUGCUCAUCAGCAACGUCUGGAAGAUUACGAUACUUGUGCACUGGUACCUUCUCAACAGCAACAAUAUCCAGAAAUUUAUGGAUGUGCGCCUACUCGUGCACCUUCUGAGCAGCAGCAGCACAUGGAGAAUUAUGGUGCUCGUGCACCCGCUCCGGGUUAUGACAAGCAACAGCACAUGGAGAAUUAUGGUGCUCGUGCACCUGCUCCGACUUACGACACUCAUGUGCCUGCUCCCCAACAAGGACUUGUGGCUCACCGUGAUGGCAGGGUAGCAUAUAACAUGGACGAACGUUGGCAGCCUCACUACGGGCCCAUGGCGCAUCAGGCCAAGAACGUACUACAAACACCCCGCCGCUCUAGUCAGAGGAUGAGCCCUUUACCUGGUCUAGUUGCAUACUCAUCAUCACCACCCCAGUCUGAAGGUAACUAG